This is a messenger RNA of Rotaria sp. Silwood1, 1778 nucleotides long. The record is from the annotation of a GenBank genome assembly. Lineage: Eukaryota; Metazoa; Rotifera; Eurotatoria; Philodinida; Philodinidae.
AAAGAGAAAGGAGCCUAAAAAGUCAAAAAACCUUGAAAAAACACCAUGAAAAUUUCUCGAAAAAUGUGAUAGUAGAAGCCAAGUUUUAGACGAUAAGUUCGUCAAAAUCAAUUCAUUUUGGCAUAAACCAUAGAUAUUCUGAAAGAGGAGACUUCGCUGCAUCUUCUUAUGAUAAAACUUCAAUUUCGACUUAUCUCUGAAAAAUUGGAUUUUCUGAGGGGGGCCACCCUUAAUGUAUGACCUCAGAUAUUCAACUUUUCAUCGGGUAAAAUACAUACCGACACUCGAUAUUAUGUAUAUAGAUAGGUUGCCCUACGACCUCAUACUCUCAUAUCGCACAUAUUUUUAUAGUCCAUCCAGCCUUCGGCCUUAUAGUCUUAUCUUCCUUGUAGCCCUAUCUCUCUAUUGCCUUAGUCCUUUCAGGGCCUAUGCGUAUCACAAUAUAAUAGCCCUGGAGGAUCUAUGGGAACCCCCAUAGGAUAGCCCUUGAGGACCUAUGGGUACCCUCAUAGGAUGGCCCUUGAGGACCUACAGGUACCCCCAUAGGAUAGCCCUUGGGGACCUUAAGUACCCCAUAUAAUAGUCCCUGGAGAUCUCCCCUUAUAGCCUUAUGUGACCUUUAACCUUUGACCCUUGAGCUUUGAUCUUUGACCCGGCACAGACACAGACAGACACUGAACAUUAUAUAUAUAGAUAAUAUUUGAUGAUUUUGUCGAAUUGUUCAUUUGUUCCUAUAUGCAUCUGAACUUAACGAAUAUAAAGUAAUCAUUAUUACUUGUUAAUACAUAUAUAUUUCAUAGAAUUCGAGAACUAUUUAAAGACCGAAUUUGGAAAAUGAAUAAUAUCUAUCGAUUAAUGAUUGAUGUGAAUUUAUUUCUUUGCUGAAUUGAUAAAGAUAAAUUUAUAAAUAUUUACUUCCUAUUUUUCAGGAUGAUCUACCUACUUUAAAAUGUUUUUCAUUAAUAUGUUAUGAUAGUACUCAAGGAUAUGACAAUUUAAUUCUACCACUUCUUCGUCGAAUGUCAUAUCUUGAAGAAUUAACUUUAUAUCUUCAUAUCUUGGGUGGAUCUACAUUCAUCUCUGGCACUCAUCUUGAUAAUGAAAUUCUUAGCCAUAUGCCACGACUUCAUACAUUCUCAUUUUAUUUCGCUUCUGAAAAUGCCAUUGCUGAUCCAGAUAUUCAUAUAUCUAAUUCAGAUAUUGAACAAACGUUCACCACUAUAGAACAUCGACAGAUGGCUUGUUUGAUAGAUUAUUACAGCUGUAGGAAAUUGAUUUGUCGCGUCUUUUCACUUCCAUUUAAAUUUGAUCGUCUCGAAAAUAUUACAAAUAAUAUUCCAAAUAUUGUAUUCAAUUCUGUCAAUCAUUUGAAAUUACGUGAUAAAUAUCCAUUCAAACACGAAUUUUUCAUUCGACUUGCUCGUGGUUUUCCAUUUCUUAAAAGUUUAUCUAUUGACACUAUUCUAGCACCAAACUGGAGAUCUCACGAAUAUCAUCGUUACCAUAUUGAUUGGUGCUCAAUUGUUGAAUAUCCUCACCUUAUUUCACUUAACAUCGAUUCUGCAAAUAGUUAUUAUGCUGAACAUUUUCUCAAUGAAACAAAAACACAUCUACCUCGUUUAACGGAAUUAAAAAUCCGUUAUGAAGAUUUGGAAAUGGUGACAAAAAACUUUACAAGAAAUGAAACGCAACGUAAUUGUGCUAAAGUGAAGCGAUUAAUUGUUAAACAUUGCAUAGUUUAUCCGAAAGACGUUUAUCAUUAUUUUCCUUUAUUGUGA